Messenger RNA from Anopheles moucheti, 1366 nucleotides. RefSeq names its product borealin-like. Lineage: Eukaryota; Metazoa; Arthropoda; Insecta; Diptera; Culicidae. Gene Ontology annotation, cellular component: spindle midzone; chromosome passenger complex; chromosome, centromeric region. The transcript is spliced from 3 exons. Gene Ontology annotation, biological process: mitotic sister chromatid segregation. The record is from RefSeq and is a predicted model, not a curated record. Bases 207 to 1223 code for a protein of 338 amino acids.
UUCUGAACAGCUGUUUGCCGUAAUUUGUGUGCAUUUUAUGUUAAUUUACGUGUGAAUACACCUGUUCUACGAACAAAGAGGCUUGCUAUUGUGAUAGUUAAACAAUCAAACUGUGAUUUCAUCGAAUAAUUGGUAAUAUUAAACUUCAACAGGAGGAUUGGUGUUUUUACUACAACGUAUUUCAGCGAUAAGCUUCGUUUACAAAGAUGGUACGUACAAAAGUAUCCCGAAACACGGCAUCAAAGCGGAACCGUACCAGCUACCAAGAGGAGCGCUACGUUAACAUUAUGCGUGAGUUCGAGAUUGUGUCUGAAACAUUCAAUACGUCAAUCGACGCAAAGCUGGAUGCCGAGUUGGAAAAGAUAGACUAUCAGGCGAGCAUGAUGAAGAGCCGCAUACCGAAGGAAAUUCUCCAAAUGACGAUGGGUGAUUUGCGAAAGACCGGUUGUAACUUAUUCGUUGAUGUGCUAAACAAGGUUUCCGCGAUCGAGGACAUAGUAGGUGCAGCAAACUGCAGUCAGCUCUCGAUUGGAUCGGGGGAUGGGCAAACAAGCCUGCACAAAUCGUACAGAACCGAUGAAGGUUAUCUUACGGAGGAAAAUGCAAAACAAUCGCUUGACGUGAUGGCUUCGGCCAAACCAUCGAAACGACCGAUCGGACCGCUAGCGUCGGCAAUGAAGAAAAACCGCCGCCGUAGUAAGUCCGUCUCUGCCCAUACUACCACACCUUGCAAGCCCGCUUCGGCAUCGAUGUUAUUUGGGAUGAAAGGCAAGAAACCCGACGCGUGUACGCCGAGCAAGAGCUUAUACCUGGGACAGUCAGAACGAUUUUCACGUCCCAAGUUUCGUACACCGAUGGCGGAGGUAAAAAAGAAGAGUCGUACACAGGCGGUCAGCACGGAUCGGGGCAUGAGCCAGAUCACGCUGAAGGUGGAACCAAACACACCGCUCGCUUUCAUACGCUAUCCGAGAGUGGGCGAGAAUGUUUACUCGCUUACCGGCAGUCCGGUCGUGAAUGCGGUCAUGACGAAACACAUGGCAAAUGUAAACAUUCCGGUAUCGAAUGGGGUGUUGUCGUUGCAACCGACUGAUCUGGAGGAUGUAGAUGCGAAGUUUUUACCCAAAAUCGAUUACGCUACGUUGGAGCAUCUCAAGAAACUGCAGUCGAAUUUGAACAAAAUCAUGCAGUACGCUGAAGAAUGCAAUUUUCACAUGAAGGAGUAAUGCCGAAGAAGUUGCGAAAAAACUGAUAGAAAAAAGACUGAGUUUGUGGUGGGGUAGAUUUUUUUUUCGUGAUUUGUGUAUCUUUAAUCGUAAAGUUUUUAUAUUGCAAUGUUUGAAUAAAUGUUUUUUGUCACUCAUUUUUA